Cucumis melo (muskmelon) is the source of this 1740-nucleotide messenger RNA. RefSeq lists its product as uncharacterized. The record is from RefSeq and is a predicted model, not a curated record. Lineage: Eukaryota; Viridiplantae; Streptophyta; Magnoliopsida; Cucurbitales; Cucurbitaceae. Bases 139 to 1527 code for a protein of 462 amino acids. The transcript has a single exon.
AUUGGUAGUUGUUGAAGUAUAUGUUCAAGUAAACCAAAGAUCAAACUUUUUGCCCCACCUUACCAACCAUUCUUCUAUUUAAUCAAAUGAUCCCCUCCAGCAAUCAAUAAGUGAACAAAGUCCCUUAUCCACAACUCCAUGGAUAUGAAUCCCACUCCUCAGAAUGUUCACUUCAUCUCACAGUGUUUUAUUAAACCUCACACCUUUCCUGAAGAAUCAAAGCAACCAUAUUACCUAAGUCCAUGGGAUCUUCUCAUGCUCUCCGUUCAAUACAUCCAAAAGGGUCUUCUCUAUUCCAAACCCCCCGCCGCCCUCAACGAUGAGGGUCAAUUCAUUGAAGAUCUAUUGAAAAAGCUCAAACACUCGCUCUCAAUCGCCCUCGUUCAUUUCUACCCACUUGCUGGACGACUCGCAACAAUAUCAUACCAAGACGAAGGUUCUUGUCUCGUUUAUGUUGACUGCAACAACAGCCCCGGAGCCAAAUUCAUCCACGCUCGUCUCAACAUGACCAUUUCGGAUAUCCUUUCACCCACUGACGUGCCGGUAAUUGUCCAAUAUUUUUUUGACCACGACAGAGCUGCCAACCACGACGGUCAUUCCACCUCGUUACUGUCCAUUCAGGUCACUGAAUUACUGGACGGUGUCUUCAUUGGGUGUUCCAUUAACCACAGCCUCGUCGACGGAUCUUCUUAUUGGCAUUUCUUGAACAUGUGGUCUGAGAUAUUUCAAGCAGAGGACGAAAAUUAUUCAAUUUCACGCCCACCGAUCCUCCAGCGUUGGUUCCCCGAUGGCCACGGUCCAAUUCUGAAACUCCCAUUCACAAAUCCCGAUCAAUUUAUUACCAAAUUCGAAGCACCCCAAUUGAGGGAAAGAAUGUUUCAUUUUACCUCUGCAUCUUUGGCCGUUCUAAAAGCCAGAGCAAAUACAGAGUACAAAACCAACAAAAUUUCCUCCUUCCAAUCCUUAUCUGCACUCGUUUGGAGAAGCAUAACACGAGCUCGGGGUCUAUCACCGGAUCAAACCACCAGCUGCAGAUUGGCAGUCAACAAUAGAUUAAGGCUAAAUCCGCCACUACCCGAAAAUUACUUCGGGAAUUCAAUUCAAGCCAUAAGAGGAGUUGCCGUUGUAAAGGAACUGCUGGAAAACAAUCUCGGGUGGGCGGCGUGGAAAUUGCACGAGGCUGUUGUGAACCACAACGACGAGAAGGUGCGAGAUCAUGUGAACAAGUGGGUGGAAUCUCCGUUUGUGUACCAUAUUGAGCAAUUAUUUGAUCCAUUGAGUGUGAUGAUGGGAAGCUCUCCUAGAUUCAAUAAGUAUGGGAAUGUGUUUGGGAUGGGUAAGGCUUUGGCUCUUCGAAGUGGGUAUGCGCAUAAAUUUGACGGGAAAGUAUCUUGUUACCCAGGAUCUGAAGGAGGAGGAAGCAUAGAUCUGGAGCUGUGUCUUCGACCAGAGUUUAUGAGUGUUCUUGAGGCUGAUGAGGAAUUCAUGAAUGCUACUACUCCACACGAUCCACUUCACUACUACUAGUCGUUGUUUUGGUUCUCCAAAUCAGUAUCAAAGCUCCAAAUUGUUUCAAAUGUAAGAAAUUUGUUAGUUUCUGUGGCCUUUUGUUCUUCUUCAUAGUUGGUUUUCCUUUUUCCUUUUUACUCUAAACAACAUAACAUGUAAGGUCAUACUGAUCAGCCGAUGCCACUUUCCUUGAACACAUUUGAAAUAGAUUAAAGCUUCAUCUUUUUUACA